GCCCAAAAACGCGAUCUCUUACGACUCUCUCUCUCUCUCUCUCUCUCUCUCUCUCUUUUUCUCUGUCGGGCGAUCCGCCACUGCAGCUUUCCGCCAUGUUCUUGAAGCUCCUGAUAUGGUUUCUCCUCAUCAGAUAUGCUUCUUCCGAAGGCGACGCCGAUUUCAUUUACAACGGAUUCCAUGGCGCGAACUUGAGCAUGGAUGGCGCGGCAAAGAUCACAUCUGAAGGCGUCCUGCUUCUCACUCAAUCCACACAUCAAAAGGGCCACGCCUUCUACCCUAUUCGCCUUCCCUUCAAACCUUCCAACGGUAAAGUACAAUCUUUCUCUACCAAUUUCGUCUUUGCUAUCGUCCUUCAAUAUCCGAAUGUCAGUAGCUUCGGAGCCGCCUUCGUUAUCUCACCUUCGAAAGAGUUCCCUCAAGGCGAACUCGGCAAUUACUUGGGCAUCUUCAAUCCGAACAACGUCGGCAAUUCGACGAAUCACAUAGCUGCCAUCGAGCUCGAUACGUAUCUUAAUCCAGAAUACGAUGACAUCAAUGACAACCAUAUUGGAAUCGACAUCAAUGGCUUAAAAUCCAUCAGUUCCGCUCCUGCAUCUUACUUUGGUAAUAUGAGCGGUGGGUUUAAGAAUCUAAGCCUUAUAAGCGGAGAACAGAUGCAUCUUUGGGUUGAUUACAAUGGUGAUCAAAACCAACUGAAUGUAACUUUAUCUCCUAUCAACGUACCUAAACCCGAUCGUCCGCUCCUGUCAUCGACGGUGAAUCUUUCUUCGAUCUUGUUAGACGACAUCUAUGUCGGUUUCUCGUCAUCAACCAGAACGGCUCCUGUAUAUCAUUACAUCUUGGGAUGGAGCUUUAAGAUGAACGGUCAAGCUCAGGCCCUUGAUCUCUCACGCCUUCCUAAGCUUCCACGGAUGGGACCCAAAAAGAAAUCGAAGCUUUUAAUAAUUGGGUUACCCGUAAUUGUGGUAUUUUUCACAUUUACGGUCAUCUCAGCCGUCGGUCUCUUUGUGAGAAGCAAGAUCAAGUUCGCUGAAGUACUGGAGGACUGGGAACAUGAAUUCGGGCCUCACCGGUUCUCGUACAAGGAUCUGUUCAUGGCCACCAAAGGUUUCAAAGACAGUGAGCUAUUGGGGGUCGGAGGUUUUGGUAGGGUUUAUCGAGGCGUGUUACCGGUCUCGAGGUUGGAAGUGGCUGUGAAGAGAAUCUCUCAUGAAUCUCGACAAGGUAUGCGGGAAUUCAUAUCGGAGAUUGUGAGCUUGGGCCGUCUCCGUCACCGGAACUUGGUGCAACUUCUCGGCUAUUGCCGGCGAAAGAGAGAGCUCCUGUUGGUCUAUGACUUCAUGCCUAAUGGAAGUCUGGACAGGUUCCUCUUUGAUCAUCCAAACUCAAUGCUGAGCUGGAAUCAACGGUUUCGGAUAAUCAAAGGAGUAGCCUUAGGGCUUCUCUACUUGCAUGAGGAAUGGGAGCAGUUGGUCCUUCAUAGAGACAUCAAAGCCAGUAAUGUUUUAUUAGAUAACGAGAUGAACGGUAGAUUAGGUGAUUUCGGUCUUGCUAGAUUGUAUGAUCAUGGGACCGAUCCACAGACGACCCACAUGGUGGGGACCUUUGGAUAUCUUGCACCGGAGCUGACUAGGAGGGGGAAGGCCACCACAAGCACCGACGUGUUUGCAUUUGGAGCUUUCUUGCUUGAGGUUGCUUGCGGGAGGAGACCCAUCGAUCCUCGGUCGUCGAUGGAAGAGGAGAUGCUAGUUGAAUGGGUGUCGGAAUGCUGGAGGAGAGGAAAGAUUCUGGAGGCUGCAGAUCGGAAAAUGGGACAGGAAUAUAAUGAGGAGCAGAUGGAGUUGGUUUUGAAGCUUGGAUUGCUGUGUUCGCAUCCGGUGGCGGCUGAGAGGCCGAGCAUGCGGCAAGUAAUGCAGUUUUUGGACAGGGACGCAUGUUUACCCGAUCUCUCAUCGGACGGUCUAGGUGCGGCGAUCCUGAGCCAUCAUAAAGGGUCUGAUGAUAUACACUUGUCGUAUCCUUCUUCUUUCGAACUGGGGUUUCCAAACUCAUCAUCGAUCGAAGGAUCGGUCCUCUCCGGUGGCCGUUGAUGGACGGUGCUAAGGAUGUACAUGGUGGUGUGAGUUUGCUAGCAUUGCUAGAA
Messenger RNA from Magnolia sinica, 2146 nucleotides. RefSeq names its product L-type lectin-domain containing receptor kinase IV.1-like. Bases 96 to 2093 code for a protein of 665 amino acids. Lineage: Eukaryota; Viridiplantae; Streptophyta; Magnoliopsida; Magnoliales; Magnoliaceae. Gene Ontology annotation, cellular component: plasma membrane. The transcript has a single exon. Gene Ontology annotation, molecular function: carbohydrate binding; protein kinase activity; ATP binding. Gene Ontology annotation, biological process: protein phosphorylation. The record is from RefSeq and is a predicted model, not a curated record.